AUGGUCAAGACUAAAAAGGCUGGAGUUCUCGGUGCCACCGGAUCUGUGGGCCAGCGAUUCAUUCUGCUGCUCUCGGAGCACCCCGAGUUCGAGCUGUCUGUUCUGGGAGCUUCUUCUCGAUCUGCCGGCAAGAAGUACGUUGAUGCUUGUGACUGGAAGCAGACGGAUGUUCUCCCCGAGGCUGCUGGCCAGACCGUGGUCAAGGAGUGCACUCCCGAGAACUUUGCCGAGUGCGACGUGGUCUUUUCCGGCCUGGACGCCGACUACGCUGGUGACAUUGAGAAGGCUUUUGUUGACGCCGGUCUCGUGGUGAUUUCCAACGCCAAGAACUACCGACGAGAGCCUACCGUGCCCCUGGUUGUCCCCACCGCCAACUCCGAGCACCUGGACUGCUUUUCCGAGCGAGUGGUUGCUGCCCGAAAGGCUGGCAAGAAGCAGGGCUACCAGAUCUGCAACUCCAACUGCUCUACCGCCGGCCUUGUGAUCCCUCUCAAGGCUCUGGUCGACGCCUUUGGCCCCAUUGACAAGGUCAUUGUCACAACCAUGCAGGCCGUUUCCGGUGCUGGCUUCUCUCCCGGUGUCCCCUCCAUGGAUGUUCUCGAUAACCUCAUCCCUUACAUUUCCGGCGAGGAGGACAAGAUGGAGUGGGAGACCAAGAAGAUUCUGGGCCACGUCAGCGCCGACGGAGCCACCUUUGAGAACAUUCCCGACUCGGAGCUCAAGGUCUCUGCCACCUGCAACCGAGUGGCUGUCAUUGACGGCCACACCGAAUGUGUCGCCUUCUCCUUCAAGUCCGACAAGAAGCCCUCCGUCGACGAGGUCAAGAAGGUGCUCAACGACUACGUGUCCGAGCCACAAAAGCUGGGCUGUCCCUCCGCCCCCAAGAAGGCCAUCCACCUGCUUGAGCAGCCCGACAGACCCCAGCCCCGUCUGGACCGAAACCGAGACAACGGCUACGCCGCAUCUGUCGGCCGAGUCCGAGAGGACGCCGUGCUCGACUUCAAGUUCACCGUUCUAUCCCACAACACUGUCAUUGGUGCUGCCGGAUCCGGUAUUCUGAUUGCCGAGACUCUGCUGAAGAAGAAUCUCAUCUAG
Molecule: messenger RNA, 1095 nt
Organism: Yarrowia lipolytica CLIB122
Lineage: Eukaryota; Fungi; Ascomycota; Dipodascomycetes; Dipodascales
Biological process (GO): L-threonine biosynthetic process
Molecular function (GO): aspartate-semialdehyde dehydrogenase (NADP+) activity; NAD binding; protein dimerization activity
Source: RefSeq, a predicted model, not a curated record